Lactuca sativa (garden lettuce) is the source of this 957-nucleotide messenger RNA. Its product is annotated as mediator of RNA polymerase II transcription subunit. Gene Ontology annotation, molecular function: transcription coregulator activity. Gene Ontology annotation, cellular component: mediator complex; core mediator complex. Gene Ontology annotation, biological process: regulation of transcription by RNA polymerase II; termination of RNA polymerase II transcription. The record is from RefSeq and is a predicted model, not a curated record. Lineage: Eukaryota; Viridiplantae; Streptophyta; Magnoliopsida; Asterales; Asteraceae.
CUUCGACGUACACAUAAAUUACUUCCGGACCUGAAAGUAAAUAUUUGAAUCUUCCCCAAAUUCUCCCAUUCUCACAAACACACAAACCCUUUCUUUCUGUUAUUCUCUCAGCAGCACCAAUCAAACUGCAGAAUUUAACCCCUCCAUCGUUUCAGGUAAACUAAACUGGUAUACCUGUUGAAGCAAAGUGCCAAUGGAGUGCGUGGUUCAAGGAAUCAUAGAAACACAGCAUGUUGAAGCCCUUGAGAUUCUUCUUCAAGGCCUCUGUGGUGUUCACAGGGAACGCUUAAGGAUUCAUGAAUUAUGCCUUAAAAGUGGCCCCAAUCUAGGUUCUGAAGCAUCAGAGGUUCGACUUUUAUGUGAUCUUGAGCAGCCUGAGCCCACUUGGACUGUUAGACAUGUGGGGGGUUCAAUGAGGGGUGCAGGUGCUGAUCAAAUAUCAGUUCUUGUGAGGACAAUGGUGGAAAGCAAAGUGAGCAAAAAUGUGCUUCGAUUGUUUUACUUAUUGGGUUAUAAAUUAGAUCAUGAGCUGUUGAGAGUAGGAUUUGCUUUCCAUUUUCAAAGGGGUGCUCAAAUAGCUGUUACAGUUUCAUCUGUUAAUAAGAUGCUAAAAUUACAUGCCACUGAUGAGGCUGUUCCUGUGACACCUGGCAUUCAAUUAGUGGAAGUCACUGCACCUGCUUCAGCUGAAAAUUACAGUGAAGUUGCAGCUUCAGUCUCAUCAUUUUGUGAAUAUCUUGCUCCGUUGCUGCAUUUGUCAAAACCUGGUGUUUCAACAGGAGUUGUUCCAACAGCUGCAGCAGCAGCUGCAUCUCUCAUGUCAUAUGGUGGAACUACAAUUAUGUAGGCAAAAUAAGAGAAAACAAAAGAUGUGUCUUUUAAGGCCUAAUUCUUGAUGAUUUUGUAUGUAAUGUUAUAUUUUAAUAGAAGGUUAAAGGCAGCUUAUAUUUCCCUUUA